Messenger RNA from Patella vulgata (common limpet), 4438 nucleotides. Its product is annotated as zinc finger protein 415. Gene Ontology annotation, biological process: regulation of transcription by RNA polymerase II. The transcript is spliced from 6 exons. Gene Ontology annotation, molecular function: DNA-binding transcription factor activity, RNA polymerase II-specific; RNA polymerase II cis-regulatory region sequence-specific DNA binding; protein binding. NCBI's taxonomy places the organism in Eukaryota, Metazoa, Mollusca, Gastropoda, Patellidae. The coding region runs from base 2095 to 4221 and encodes 708 amino acids. The record is from RefSeq and is a predicted model, not a curated record.
AUUGGGGUGUAAGGGAGGGAACUCUGUUUUCAACCAACAUAAUCUAAUUUUUGAACUUAGACAGUCGACAUAUUUUUAAAACGGAAAGGAAUUAUUGCCAAUUUAGAUACACAAAACACCACUCUUCGGUUUAAAUUGAAAUUGGUUUCCGUGUCACCAUUUUGAAAUUAGAUCAACAGCAAAAGAUUCUCUCGAAAAAAAUUUGAUUUGACACACCGUGUCAAACAAAAUGGCGCUAUCAGGUUCUAAUAUUUUUUCCCAUUUGACAUUGUGCUGGAAUUCAUAGGCUAGUUCAUACAAAUACAAUUACAAGUUAUAUUCGUUCAUUUGAAACGAAGGCGAUAUUAUUUAUGGAUAUGUCUAUUAGAUAGGAUUCGAAGCCUAAGCACGUUUCUAAUUCAACAAUUUUCACUGUCUUCCGGUCACGUUUUCCGGCGUGGUUCCCCCUUGUCAGUGAUGCAGGACGGAGGGCCUGACAAGGACAGCUGUCUAGUCCUUCAGAUGAGACGAAAAACCGAGGUCCCGUUUAUACAUUGGAAUGCACGUAAAAGAUCCCUUGGCAGUUGGAAUUCGAUAUAAGAGUAGGCGAUAGUGCCGCUGCCCGGGCAAAAUUUCCCUCAUAGCACACUGUAUGGCGUAUGCCCGUCUUCAUUAGCCAAGGUUAGGCGCAGAACAGUAGGACGUUAAACCCCAUUUCAUUUCAUUUCACUUCCGGUCACGUACCUGUCUGUAUUAUUAGGUCUAUUGAGGCUAUUGAUAUUCCAUGAAAUUGUGUCCUAAAUUAAACCGCGACUCCCGUGUCUGUGGUAGAAUAAAAUUGCCAGCGGAAUACGAUGACCCCUCCAACACCUUUUGAAGUCUUGAGAUGAUAUGUGCAGCCCUAUUUUUCAUCGAAGAGAAAAAUGUGAUUCCGGUUCCUAUGAUUAUGAACAAUCUUUUUAAACUGUUUUUUUUUUUCUCUUUAAGUAGACCUAUUGAGUAUUGUAAAUGUAGACCAAGGUUAUAUAUAAUUAAUGCAUAAACUGGUGAGACAAAAAUAAAAUUAUUUACACAAAAUAUGUACGGUAUACAUUUUUGUAGCCUUUAACUUUUAAAGUACUCAAAACUCUAAUAAUAUCAAAACCAUGUGAUCCCAAUUAAGCAUUUUCCGACGUGAUUUAAACUUGACAGUGGUACAGGACAGAGGGCCUGACAAGGAUAGCUGGCUGGUCGUUCGAUUUGAAUGAAAAACCGAGGCCCCAUGUAUACAUUGGCAUGCACUUAAAAGAUCCCUUAGUAGUUUGAAUUCGAUAUAAGAGUAGGUCAUAGUGCCACUGUCCGGGCAAAAUUUCCCUCAAACCACACUGUAUGGCGUAUGCCUGUCUUCAUUAGCCCAGUUGGAGCAGAACAGUAGGACGUUAAACCCCAUUUCAUUUCAUUUUUGGUGAAUGCCUGACCCCCAGGGGCUGAGCCACACCCAUUUUUUCUUGUGUGUAGCCAACAAGCCACAAUUUUUAAUGGAACUUGAUAUUAAGUAUUUCUUAUAGCCUAAAGACAGCAACUAUUGAUUUUGAUGCAUGUUCCGACUCCUAGGGGCAGAGUCACGCCAAAUUUUUCUGUUUUAGUAUACUGGCCACAAUUUUGAAUGGAUCAUCUUCAAAAUUGGCAUAUGUAUUCGUUAUAGCCUAACGGAGGCACUAUUAAUUUUGGUGAAUGUCCCAAACCCAGGGGCACACCCACCCUAUUUUUUGUGUUUAGCGCCCGAAGGUCAAAAUUCUGAAAGGAUUAUCUUGGAACUUGGUAUACUUUAAAUUCAUUAUACCCUAAUGAACGUAUAAUGUGGACGUAUAAUUGCAGCGAUAGCGAUGCUCUUGUUUGUCAAGACACAUGGCUUCACACUGUUCUCUAGAAGGCAUGUUCAAGAUGAGAAAAUUCCUCCAUUUAGACAUUAAUUUUGCAUAAUUCCUUUCAUUUGUAAGUCAAGAGAUUGCAUGUCUACAACUUACCAAGAAGGCUACUACCAGGAUAAGUAAAGGAGAUGGUAGACAAGGUUGUAAAAAGUCGAAUAAACUGAACAAACAACAGAAUACAUGUGUUUCAUUAGAUGUAUUACCAAUGGAUCAAAAAAUAGGACAUGAUAUUUACACUAAAAGACUUAAAACUUUUGCAGCAGGUCUCUUUAAUAAUGUUAAAUACAGUGAUGUAGUAAUUUUAUUACAAGGGCGUAAAAUGCCCUGUCAUAAAAUAAUCCUUGCUGCUCAAAGUGAUGAAUGGAAGAAUAUCAGUCAAUUAAGUGUUCUAGAUUUAACAGAUAUAAAAUUUCAAGUGGCCUAUACUAUGAUAAGGUGGAUUUAUACUGAUGAAAUUAAAGUUAAGAUGGAUGUCGAUUUCUUUCUUGAUCUCUUGAAGGUUGCAGUUAGGUUUAAAUUAGAAUCUCUACAUAAAAGAUGCCGAGAUGCUAUAGUUACCAUGAUAAAAGUUGAUAACAUUACAAAAAUCCAGAAAAUCUCUGAAGAGAUAGGUGACCAGACACUUGCAGAUAUUUGUAAGAAAUUCAAUGCUGAUAUAUUGACUAGUUCUAUUUCAAGUAAUAAGAGUAAUAAGAAGAACGUUAUACCAUAUGGAGUAAAAUCUAAAUCUAAAACAGACAAUAUGGCUGACCAUAUUACACGACCAUUGAGAUCAUCUAAAAGAUCUAGUACCUUCACACAUAGUCCUAAUAAUCCCAAAGCCGUUGGUUCAAACAAUGAAACAGAAGUAACUACAAAUGCAAUUAAAGUAAACCUAAUGCCCUUAAAUACUGUAAAUGAUGCUCCUCUGGAAAGAGAAGUGACUUUGGUUACAUCUAAUGAAUCUGUAGAAAAUGUAGUUGCUGAAGUUUCGGGUCCAGCCAAUGUCAAUAAUGCUGUUCAUGACUCGUGUGAAGAAAUAGAAGGGGUUCUAAUCACACCAAACAAAGCUAUAGAAAGUGAAGAUGUAGAAGGUCCAUGUCAUAAAAAUGUAGAAAUGAGAAGUGAGACUGCUAAAGAUAAAACAGCAAAUGAAGAGAAGGCUACUCUUUUGAAAAAAUUGGAUGGGGAGGGAAAUGACAAUGUGGCACGUAAAUCUCUGCGUACAAGUACAAAGCUUAAAGGCAAACCAAUUCUUCUUGUGUUAAACAAAAGAGCUAAAAAAGAUUCUGUUGCCAUCCAAAAAAUCAUCGAUGCAAGUACAAAAUUUAAUGAAAAGCAAAUUGUUAUAGCAGAACAAUCAACCAUCAUAAAUAAAAAGAACCUUGAUCCAUUAACAAAGAGAAAAUUAAAAGAAGAACGUAGAAAAUUAAAGAGAAGAAAAGAGGUUCUUAUCAAGAAUUUAGAAAAGGGUAUAACUAAUGCAAGAAAACCGUAUAAAUGUUCAUUUUGUGACGUAUGCUUCCGCUUUGAUCACACACGGAAGGAACAUGAAAAUAUUCACACUGGAGAGCGACCGAAUGUAUGUGAACAUUGUGGUAAAAGCUUUCGAGAGAAGGCCAGUCUGGUUCGUCAUUGUAGAAUACACAAUACCGAUAAAAAGUAUUCUUGUCACAUGUGUGAUAAAAAAUACUCUAGGGAAAGUUUCUUAAAUAAACAUAUAAAAUAUCAUAUAGGUGAACGCAAACAUAAAUGUACAGUUUGUGAUAAAGGUUUCUUGUAUCCAAGAGGAUUGGAAACUCAUAUGGCAAUUCAUACCGGGGAUAGAAACUGGUCUUGCCAUAUAUGUGGAAAAUCUUACAGAAGAGUCUCAGGCUUAAAUUACCAUCUGCAAAGUCAUGCAAAUAUUAGACCUUUCCAUUGCGAUCAGUGUGAUAAAUCAUUUUUAACUAAACGUGGUUUGGCAUUGCACCUACAAAGUCAUUCUGAUGAAAGACCUUACAUAUGUGACAAAUGUGGAAGUUCUUUUAAAUAUCAAACUAAUCUUUUUGAACAUUGUAGAACUCAUACAGAAGGCAGACCAUAUAAAUGUGAAGUCUGUAAUAAAGGUUUCAAUGUAAAGAAAUAUCUUAAGAGACAUUAUGAGUUCGCAUGUGGUAAGUUAAGGUCAGGGAAUGGAAAUAAGGAAAGUCAAAAGCUGGAAACAGAAAAUGAAUCAUAUGAAAUACAUAUAGCAGACAAUGAUACAGAUAUGGGUGUGUUAGAUCCUGGUACUAUUAUUCAUGUUAUUGAUGGUAAAUUGGCUGAUGAAGCAAUGUAUACGGAACAAACUUUCACCACAAAUCCUCUAUGAUCUCCACAAUUUUGUACAUAAUAAACUGAAACCAAAUUUGCUUGUGAGUUUUCUUGUUUUGCAACAUGUAUACUCGUAAUGAAUUUUGGAAUAUAUCGUGUUAAUUUGGCGUUCCACAAGAACAUAGAAGUAGUAAUAAAACUAGUGUUCUUUAAUAAUUUAUUAUAGAUUUGAUCAAUUUAAAUGAUUAGAAAUUAAAGUAAACAUUAUAAACAAA